Polyodon spathula (Mississippi paddlefish) is the source of this 4951-nucleotide messenger RNA. Its product is annotated as ubiquitin-like modifier-activating enzyme 1. Gene Ontology annotation, molecular function: SUMO activating enzyme activity. Gene Ontology annotation, cellular component: cytoplasm; SUMO activating enzyme complex. The transcript has 25 exons. Bases 369 to 3488 code for a protein of 1039 amino acids. NCBI's taxonomy places the organism in Eukaryota, Metazoa, Chordata, Actinopteri, Acipenseriformes, Polyodontidae. Gene Ontology annotation, biological process: protein sumoylation. The record is from RefSeq and is a predicted model, not a curated record.
AAAGGAAGCAUCUGUAAUUUUGACGGAAAUGUAUGUUUGCAGAAGAGGGCGUUGCAGAAGAAAACAAAAUACUGUAUAUUUUAAAUUAAUUCAGCAGCUGUGAGUCAACGGCCAGUGUACAAUCUAUUCUAGAGGUGCUACAGUGUACCUGUUAUCUCGACUGCACCAGCUCUUAAGGAAAUAAAUAUACCGUGCAUUACUGGAACAAGGUGACUUACGCUUCUGCGCGGAAAAUCGAAACUGAAACUCCUUGAUAGUCGCUGUGCAAAAAGUGUGUUUUUUUUGUAUUUUUCAUUAACUCCUCUGGAAAAAUAACCAUCUCAUUCAAAACAGAUACGAUACAGAAUAACCAGCCUACACAAACAGAGAUGGCAGACAACACUGACAUUGAUGAAAGUCUUUACUCUCGACAACUGUAUGUGCUGGGCCAUGAGGCGAUGCGCCGCAUGAAGGAGGCAGACGUGCUUAUCUCUGGAAUGAGGGGAUUGGGAGUUGAGAUCGCCAAAAACAUCAUCCUGGCGGGAGUGAAAUCAGUCACUAUCCACGACGAGGGCCAGACCCAGUGGGGAGACCUUUCCUCUCAGUUCUUCCUGCGGGAGGGCGACGUGGGACAGAACCGGGCUGAGAGCUGUAAAUCCCAGCUAGCCGAGCUCAACGUCUACGUCCCAGUGACCUGUUACACUGGGCCUCUCAGCGAGGACAUCCUGUCAGUAUUCCAGGUGGUGGUCCUGACGAAUGCUUCUCUAGAGGAGCAGCUUCGGAUUGGAAGUUUCUGUCACUCCUGUGGUAUUAAAUUCAUUGUGGCGGACACCAAAGGCUUGUGUGGCCAGCUUUUCUGUGACUUUGGAGACAAGUUUCUGGUGACUGAUCCAGAUGGGGAGCAGCCACUUUCAACUAUGGUAGUUCACAUCUCCAAGGGCAAUCCUGGUGUGGUGACCUGUUUGGAUGAGAAGAGACAUGGGUUACAGGAUGGAGAUUACGUCACCUUUUCUGAAGUCCACGGCAUGACGGAACUCAAUAAUCACGAACCCAUUGAGAUCAGGAUCAUUGAUACGUACAUGUUCAGUAUAUGUGACACUUCAGGAUUUUCAGAGUAUAAGAAGGGAGGGAUCGUCACAGAGGUCAAAAUGCCAAAGACACUCACCUUUAAACCCCUGAAAGACUCCUUAAAUGACCCUGAGAUGAAUGUGACAGAUUUCAGUAAGAUUGAACGCCACUACACCUUCCACAUUGCGUUCCAGGCUCUACAUCGCUUUGUUAAGGAGACCGGACGACUGCCUAAACCCAGAGGAGAGGCUGAUGCAGAGAAGGUGGUUGCCAUCACGAGGACCCUGAACCAGGAAGCCCCAUCCACCUCGCAACGAGAACAGUUAGACGAGAGCGCUGUGCGUAAACUGGCAUUGGGCGCGGCCGGAGACCUGAGUCCCAUCAAUGCCUUUAUUGGAGGAGUGGCAGCCCAGGAGGUCAUGAAGGCCUGCAGUGGGAAGUUUACCCCCCUGAAGCAGUGGCUGUACUUUGAUGCUCUAGAGUGUCUUCCUGAGGAGAAUGAAGAGCUGGCUGUGACAGAGGAGACCUGCGCACCAAGAGGUUGUCGCUAUGAUGGACAGAUCGCAGUGUUUGGCUCGGCUUUCCAAGAGAAGCUGGCUGGGCUGAAGUACUUCAUGGUGGGGGCUGGUGCCCUUGGCUGCGAGCUUCUGAAGAACUUUGCAAUGAUUGGCCUGGCAGCCGGAGAGGGUGGGAACAUCACUGUGACAGACAUGGACUCCAUUGAGAAGUCUAAUCUGAACCGUCAGUUCUUGUUUCGUCAAGGAGAUGUUACGAAGUUGAAAUCGGAGACCGCCGCCCUGGCCAUCAGAAAAAUGAACCCCUCACUCCACAUAUCGGCUCAUCAGAACAGGGUCGGCCCAGAGACGGAGCACAUCUACGGACACGAGUUCUUCUCUGGGCUGGAUGGUGUGGUCACCGCACUGGACAGCGUGGAAGCCAGGAUGUACGUUGACAGGUGCUGUGUUCGCUACCAGAAGCCCCUGCUGGAGUCGGGCACUCAGGGCACCAAGGGGCACACACAGGUCAUCGUGCCCUUCUUGACUGAGUCUUACGGACAGGAACAGGGAGGAACACAGAACACCUUCCCCAUGUGCACACUCAAGAACUUCCCACACUCCAUCCUGCACACCCUGCAGUGGGCCCGAGAUGAGUUUGAAGGGCUUUUCAAACAGACGGCUGAACAUGUGAACCAGUACCUGCAGGACCCCCAAUUUGUGAAACGGAUGCUGAAGCAGGGAGGGGCAGAGGCCCUGGAUAUCCUGCAGGGAGUGUACGACAGCCUGGGAGCACGGCGGCCGCGAGACUGGGCAGGCUGUGUGAGCUGGGCCCGGUGCCACUGGGAGAGCUGCUACAGAAACAACAUUCAGCAGCUGCUGCACUGCUUCCCGUCUGACAAGGUGACGAGCUCAGGUCUGCCCUUCUGGUCAGGAUCCAAAAGAUGUCCUCACCCCCUGAUCUUUGACCCCAAUAACACCACCCAUAUGGACUACAUUGUAGCAUCGGCUAACCUGUAUGCCCAGACCUACGGUAUCGAGGGAACCCGAGACCGAGGAGAAAUCGCCAGGACACUCCAAGCAGUCAGCGUGCCAGACUUCACCCCUCGGUCCGGCAUUCGGAUCCACACCACUGACAAGGAGAUGCAGGAUGACAAGGAGGGAGUGGACAACAGCAAGCUAGAAGAGCUGGAGGUCAAACUGGCGUCUCCACAGAACUUUGGCGUGUCCAGUAUGAACCCACUAGAGUUUGAAAAGGAUGAUGACACAAAUUUCCAUAUAGAUUUCAUUGUUGCUGCCUCUAACCUACGAGCUGAGAACUAUGACAUCCCCCCUGCUGACCGGCACAAGAGUAAGCAGAUCGCUGGGAAGAUCAUCCCCGCGAUUGCUACCACGACGGCUGCUGUAGUCGGCUUGGUGUGUCUAGAGCUCUACAAGGUUGUCCAGGGUCACAAGAAGACUUAUCAGAACAGCUUCAUUAACCUGGCCAUGCCGUCCUGUAACCUGUGGAAGCCCAUAGAAGCGAGGAAGCAUAAGGUCUCAGAGCUGGAGUAUACUCUUUGGCAUCACUUCCCCAUCCAGGGCUUCAAGGCUGAUGGAGAGGAGAUGACCGUGACUGACCUCCUGGAUCACUUCAAGAUCACAUACAGCCUGGAGAUAACCCAACUGUUUUAUGGAGCGUCAAUGCUGUACUACUCCGGCAAUUCUGAGGAGAAACGCACUAAAAGGCUGAAACAAAGGGUGUCUGAAGCCAUUCAAGAGGUCACUAAUAUGGAGAUCCCCAAUCAUGUGCAAGUGCUGGAACUGACGCCAGUCUUCGCAGAAGAGAAUGACAGUGAGGAAAACCUAACGGUCCCGUUUAUCCUGUAUUACCUCCGGUCAUUUGAACCUGGCCUGGCCUGGCCAGGCCAGUCGCCCCUCUCCUGGAUACAGAAAGAAAAACAUUAGGAAUAACACAUUAGAAACUAAAUUACUGUCCACAUGAUUUAAGAGUAGAACAGUAAAGCACAUCACAAAAAGACCUUCCAAACAGCGUUUAGUUGAUAAUAUUUUGCAUGUUAACAUUGAAACAUUUUGUAAUGUAGUAUACCUUAAAUAUAAUGCUGUCAGUCUUAAAAACAUUUUGCAGCAUAUAGCUAUGGCCAAAAGUUUUGCAUUACCCUAUAGCAGUGGUUCCCAACCUGUGGAUCAGAGUUAACUCCAGGUGGUCCGCAAACAACUCCCAAAAUUCAUUAAUGCCGUUCUAAACAACAUAACAAACAGCUUGUGAUCGUGUAAACACAAUCAUACUGAAGUGUCAUUCUGUUCCCGUGAUCGGGUAAACACGAUAAACGCACUUCGUUUCUUUGACUUGCUAGGCCACUAUAAUUUGCAGUACAGCUUGUUAACGCAUAUCAUUGGAUAGGAGAGGAGUAUAGUUUAACUGCGUGCUUGUUUGUUUUUUGUGCGAUGUCACAUAGCUGUAGUUUAAAAAAAAAUGUGUAUCUCAAAAAAUGAAUUUGGCUGUGUCACAUUAAUAAUUCCUGACUCUUACUGAUUAUGUUUGGCUGUGUACGGCUUGCUGUGCUGCUGUAACACACCUGCUGCUACUUUCGUGCUGCCUCAGUAAACAAGAUGUCUGUAUCACGGGAUCAGCCAGUUUAAAAUGUUUUAAUGCAUAAUAAACAUUGAACUAUACACACCAAGUAAAGACCAAGGUGGUGUUUACUUAUUACUAGUUACACAAGUAGCCUUUGGCACACAAAAAAAAGCUUUGGCUCUGGACUCUUAAUAGUAGCCUGCAUACAGCAAAUAUAUAGUGUAAAAGCUUUUCCUAGCAAGUAGGAUUUACUGUAUAUUCAGUGACAUUGUGUGGUACAGUAUGCCAUAAACUUUCUUCACAAUAAAUACAAAGUAAAUCAAUGCCCUGGCCACUUAGGGGAACGUACUGUUUAGCUGCAGUUCUAUUACCAUGGUACUUUUGUUUGUCACACAGGGUAUUGGAUAACUGUUAUUUUGCGUAGCAGUAGGGUGUAGUGUUAAGAGUGCGUUGUGAUUUAUUGUCUCACUGCUGAGUUUUAAAGUUCAAAGGCAGUUCUAGGCAUCCUCUGUUUUUUGGGCAGCAGUUAUCAAAUAAAGCCUACUCACGCUCAAAGGAAAUCCUUAAUCACAAUCCGUACAGGCAGCUUGGAAAGCUAUGAGAUAGAGUAAGGCCGGUCCCGGUUGCUGUGUUCAUUUGCUGUAAUUCAGAUACUGUAAGUCAGAACAUGUAAGUAGAUUACUGAAUAAUUGGACACCCUACACAAACCCAGAUGGGAAUGUGUGUCCCUACAGUUUAAAGUGCCCUGAGGGUAUGGAGACAAACUGGACUGCCAACAAGAUAUGCUAAAUCAUGCAAGAAUAAAAACAUUUUUAACCCUUUGCAGUCCAUU